CGAGAGCCGCCGAACCCGGCACCGGAGGACCUGCGCCGAGCCCGACACGACGUCAGGACAGAACCGGACAGAACCGGACACACUGGACACGUUGCACCAGGUGGAGGUCGAUGGAGAAGGCAGCGAGCCGUUCACAGUGCAGUUGGUGAAGCCCAGUCAAGGAGCCGUGAUGCCGGUGAAGAAAAGGAAGUUACCUGACGCAGGUGACCACGAGCACAGGUGUAAACUCAGCAGUCUGACUCGGCCUCAUAUUCGGCCCGUGAGGCCGAUGGGCGGCGCCAAGCCUUUCUCCAGUAAAAGGUGUCUGGCCUGGUUCCACGAGUACGCCGGACCCGACAAGGUGGUCGGACCCGAGGCCAUGGAGAAGUUCUGUGAGGACAUCCGAGUGGAACCGGAGAACAUCAUCAUGCUGGUUCUGGCCUGGCACCUGGAGGCAGCCAACAUGGGCUUCUUCACCAAAGACGAGUGGCUCAGAGGAAUGACGUUGCUGCAGUGUGACUGCACCGAGAGGCUACAGAGUAAACUGGAGGACCUGCACCGCGAACUCAACGAUGCCGCCGCCUUCAGAAACAUCUACAGAUACGCCUUCGACUUCUCCAGGGAUAAGAACCAGAGGAGUCUGGACAUGGACACAGCUAAGUCCAUGCUGGCUCUGCUGCUGGGCCGGACGUGGCCCCUGUUCCCAGUGUUCCACCAGUUCCUGGAGCAGUCCAAGUAUAAAGGCCUGAAUAAGGAUCAGUGGUACAACGUUCUGGAGUUCAGCAGAACCAUCAAACCCGACCUCAGCAACUACGACGAAGACGGAGCCUGGCCGGUGCUGCUGGACGAGUUUGUGGAAUGGAGGAAGUCUCGUUCAGCAUCGUAGCAGACGGACAACGUCCUGACAGUCAAAAGGAUGCAGAAGAAGAAACGGGAGGAAUCUGUGAUGUAAGAAAACUGAAGCUGCUUUCAGGUCUCAGCAACACAAACGCGAGCAGCAGAACACAAUCCUCCCCGUGGACUCGGACUAACCAGCAGACCGGAGCCUCGGAGCAGAGGACAGAGCAACGAACUGAGAGAAGAGCCGUGGAUCUAUGUUUUCUAGACAAUUAUUUUUCCCAUUUGUGUUUUGUUUAUAGAUGUUUUCAAAGUAAUAAAAGGAAGAUGGAAAAACA
This is a messenger RNA of Stegastes partitus (bicolor damselfish), 1154 nucleotides long. RefSeq names its product DCN1-like protein 5. The record is from RefSeq and is a predicted model, not a curated record. The coding region runs from base 170 to 865 and encodes 231 amino acids. Gene Ontology annotation, biological process: protein neddylation. Lineage: Eukaryota; Metazoa; Chordata; Actinopteri; Pomacentridae. Gene Ontology annotation, cellular component: ubiquitin ligase complex. The transcript has 10 exons. Gene Ontology annotation, molecular function: ubiquitin conjugating enzyme binding; cullin family protein binding; ubiquitin-like protein binding.